Messenger RNA from Linum trigynum, 3500 nucleotides. NCBI's taxonomy places the organism in Eukaryota, Viridiplantae, Streptophyta, Magnoliopsida, Malpighiales, Linaceae. The record is from the annotation of a GenBank genome assembly.
AAACUUGCUUACUAGUACAACCUAAUGAAGAUUUUAUUUAGUUUGCACCAAUACAUGUGCAAAUCAUGUUGUGUAUUUAUUUGUAGCUAGUGGACUUCAAUUUAUCGCAUCAAAUGUCUAGGCACGAAUUUAUUAUUUGAAUUCACUUAUAAAUUUCUCUCAUAUGGGUUCAUUGCUUGUUGUUUUGUCUGGUUCACUAAUACCGCCUAUCCUAGCGAAUUUUACGGACCUACUGGUCCAGAAGCUUCUCAGGCGCAAGCAUUUACUUUUAUCGUUAGAGACCAACGUCUGGGGGCUAAUGUAGGAUCCGCUCAAGGACCGACCGGUUUAGGUAAAUAUCUAUUGCUAGCUCUGAGUGAAUUAUAUAAUUUUGUUCUGUUCAGCCGAAAUCAAACGAAAAAUAUGAAUUGAUGCAAGUGUGCCUACCAAAUGUCUUUGAUGACUCGAUCCUAUGUGAAUGUGUCUAAUUGGACCUCUUUCCUUUUCUAUGGGCAUAGUAUAUAGGAUAGUACCUCAUCCAAUUAUAAUUGGGUUGCCCAUAGAAUCACAUACAAAACUCUUUUGAUUUUUCAUUUAAAGUUAGGAUCAUUAGAUUUUAUAGUCUGGUUAUUACAGGUUUUUUAUUGUUAAGGGUGUAAUAAAGGGGUGAAAUGCUAAUAUUUCUCUAAUGUUGUUUUCUUUCUUGACACAACUAUCAAAAUCGCAUCCUUUACACCGUCGAGGCGAAACCCAGUGGGUCGAAUAAACCUUGUUUGCACCUAACUCAACCAACACUCACCCAAACACUUCGACCCAAAAACCAAAUUUGGAUAUUCUUCUUAACCUAGCUCUUCUAUACAUUUCCCCUUCACAUUAACAUAAUUUUACGUUUGACGGUAAGAAAAUAAGAAUAGUCAAAAACUCUAUGACAUGUUUUAUUGGGAAGAUAACAAAUAAUCGGUAAAAGAGGAGAGUCUACGGCCAAACUUACGCAUAAAAAUUGCAAAAAUAUAUACCCACCAUCUAUAAUAGCGGGAUACAUAACUAAAAAUGGACAACUUUACCAUAAGACCAAAAAACAAACAAAUGAAAGAAAAAGAAAGAUAGCCUAUAAAUACACACCACAAUUAGUCUCGCUUAACAUCCAAAACACACACCAAUCAAACAUCUUCCUAAACAAAAUCACACGAAGAAUCACUUGCGUACGAAAGAUGAAGCCUGUUACAUUUCUCAUGGCUCUUACUACAGUCGCAGUCGUUCUCUCCACCGUCAGUGCUAAUCCCUACGGUGGGUGGCAGCCGAUAGAGAACAUACACAACUAUCGCAUCCAGGAGAUUGCCAAGUUUGCGGUAGGAAUGCACAACUAUGAAAACAAUUUCAAAGAUCCGUUGAGACUUGUAAGCAUUAGGAGGGGCCUUGUCCAGGUGGUGGACGGCAUGAACUAUAAGCUCGACGUGAUGGUGGCUGAAGGCAACAGGCUCGACUCCAAGGGGAGUAUGUACCGAACAGAAGUUCACGUGAGGCUUGGUGCGAUGGAGCUCAUUUUUUUCACACGUAUAGUUAAAGGGUUAAAUUAAGAUCCUGCAUGAACAAUAAUUUAGCAGUCUUUGUUUUAGUUUUUUUUUCAUUGUUUUGAUUAAUAAUUAGGAAUAACAUAAACUUUUGUUGGUUAUCUAGUAAUGUGUUAUUAGUUGAUUAUGUCCUUUUUAUCAAAAGUGUGAUUGUGCCCUUAAUUAAUUGCUAGUGUCUAAUUUUUAUCUCUACAAAUCGCUCGGCUAGAUAUCGUUCUACCGCACCAAAUCUCAUGAACAACUGAAGUCAAAACCAACAAAUAUUCAUUGAGGAAGACUAUUUCUAUGUGUCAAAUUAAUUACUGCAUCAUGACAUAGGCUAGAAUUUUAGGACUUUCGAGAAUAACGAAUGUUCAUGGGACAAGUUAAUACACAAAAUUGUAAACAUGAAAUUGCAUCGAUUGUAGUAUUACUACAAGUACUAGUGCCCACUCAAUUUCGACUCGACAAAGCAACCAGUGUAGUUGUUAUCAAGGCUCCUUUGUAUGGUUUAAAUGUAAGGGAGCAGAGUAAAUAAAAGGUGACGUGUUUCCUUUGCGGAAACUUCACAAAUUACUGCCUAAAAAAGGUUACAUGUAAGGAAUCCUUGAAAGGACAAAUAGUGACGAGAUUGAUUUGUUUAGAAAAUAUUUAGGAAAAGAAUCCUACUCGGAGUGGUGGCUAAAGAUUUAAAUUUCAACUAAAUCACAUAGAGGAGAAAAAUUAAUUGGACCAAAUCCGAGAAAAUGUGUCUGGUUCCACCUUAAUCCACACUUUUUCGUUAUAUAUAUAUAUAUAUAUAUAUCAGUCUCUUCCAAAUCGGUUCAUCUUAGACUAAACCAUAUUGUACUCACCAUUGAAUUUUACAAAAAUGCUCUACACCUUUCACAACAAAUUAUCGGAACUUGCACAUCUAAUCAUUAAUUUGUAGCAUUAUCAUGUUAUAUACCGUCGAACUACAAGUGGUUCUCCAUGCAUAGACUUGCUUCUUUUAGGUGUCGUUUGGUUUUGGUGAUUGUUUGAUGGGGAUAGUUACAAUGCAUGUAUUGUCCACAAUACAUUGUUUUUUUAUAUUUUCGGCACAAACAAUACAUGCAUUGGUUGCUUGAUUUGACACAAACUAUCACUCAAGUUUUUGGUGAGAUUGUUGAGAUAGUUGGUGGAGAUUGUUGGCUUAUUUUUGUUCCAACUUCAGUCACUCGAAUUACUUUUUUUUUAUAUGAAUGUCAUUCGAAUUACUGAAACAUGUCACAUUUAUUCAAUUUCUCGUUAGUUUCUGUCCAACUCCGUUAACGGAGUUAGACGGAGGCUAACGAGAGUGAUUAAAUGUGACAUGUUUCAGUAAUUCGAGUGACAAAAAUUGAUAUUAAUUUUUUCUAGUAACUAAACAUGACUGAUUUAGUAAUUUCAGUGACCAAAUGUGGCAUUUAUCCCAUGUGCAAAUCAUGUUGUGUAUUUAUUUGUAGCUAGUGGACUUCAAUUUAUCGCAUCAAAUGUCUAGGCACGAAUUUAUCAUUUGAAUUCACUUAUAAAUUUCUCUCUACUAGCUUUUAGUGAAUUAUAUAAUUUUGUUUUUGUUCUGUUCGACCAAAAUCAAACGAGAAAUAUGAAUUGAUGUAAGUGUGCCUACCUAAUGUCUUUGAUGACCAGAUCCUACGUGACUCUGUCUAAUUGGACCUCUUCCUUUUCUAUCGGCAUAAUAUAUAUGAUAGUACCCUCAUCCAAUUCUAAUUGAGUUGUCCAUGGAAUCGCAUACAAAAUUCUUUUGAUUUUUUUAUUUAAAGUUAGGAUCAUUAGAGGUUGUAGUCUUGUUGUUAUAGGUUUUUUAUUUUAUUUUUAAGGGUGUAAUAAAGGGGCGAAGUGCUCAUAUGUCUCUAAUGUUGUUUUCUUUCUUGACACAACUAUCGUAGUCGUCAUCCUUUACACCGUCAGGGCGAAACUCAAAUGGUCAAAUAAAUCUUGUUUGCACAU